CGCGUACUGAGAGCAGAGCAAAAACAAAGGAUUUCCAUUCCAUGGCCGGAAUUUCUUCAAUCUCCGCCGUCCACUUCCUCACGCUCUCUCUUUUCGUCUUCUCCGCCGUAGCUUUUGCAACUCCCGAAGAUGAGGAUUCCUUCGUAAGGAGCGUGGACAGGAAACUGUUGGGUCUCCGAAAACAGAAGCUCAGCCACUUCCGUCUGUAUUGGCACGACACUCUCACUGGUAAAAACCCAAGCUCGGUCCGGAUCGUACCGCCGGUUUCGAACUCAUCGACGACAGGGUUCGGUUUUGUCCAAAUGAUCGACAACGCAUUAACAGCGGGGCCAGACCCGAGGUCAAAACUGUGGGGAAGAGCUGAGGGGUUCUACGCAGCGGCUUCGCAGGAGAAUCCGGGUCUGUUAAUGGCGAUGAAUUUCGCGUUUUUUAGCGGGAAAUACAACGGAAGCUCACUCACCAUCUUCGGGAGAAACCCAUUUAUGGAAAAGGUGAGAGAGAUGCCGGUGAUCGGAGGAAGCGGGCUGUUCAGAUUUGCCAGAGGAUACGCGGAAGCCAGAACCAGCAAGAUUGAUUUCAAAACAGGAGAUGCGGUUAUUGAAUAUAACAUCUACGUACUUCAUUAUUGACCCUCUGUUUCCUUUACUUUUCUAAAAGGUGUUAUUUUUCUUUUUCUUUCCUUCCUUUUUUUACCUUUUAAUAAUUUAAUGUUAAGUGGGUUUGGUUGUUGGAAUUGAAAUGCAAGUUCCCUUUC
Messenger RNA from Momordica charantia (bitter melon), 754 nucleotides. RefSeq names its product dirigent protein 22-like. The record is from RefSeq and is a predicted model, not a curated record. Lineage: Eukaryota; Viridiplantae; Streptophyta; Magnoliopsida; Cucurbitales; Cucurbitaceae.